AGGGAGACCCCUUUGGCUCUACGAAGAGGGCGAGCACUGAGCAGUCAGCACUCAGCGGGCUUCCCUGUUUCUUGGCAGCAGGUCCUGGAUUGACUCUUUUGUUCUCGACAAUAAUAUCCAUUAUCAGUUUACUCUCUCCGUUCAUCUCAUCACAUCUCUUAUCUCGUCUUGGUGUUUCGCUCCCCUCGAUUCCCGGAAGGAUGGCGGCGUUACUGUUAGGGCCGUCGUUUAUUAAAGUGCCGCCGCCGCUGCCACCGUCAUCGCUCUCUUCAAAUUCACAUCACACUAAUCAGUUUCAUCCAACGUUCCACUGUCUGGGGCCGCGCUCAGAGCUCUCUCUUCUUCAUUCCUCCUCCUCCUCCUCUGCCAAUACGUGGACCCCUAGUGAAGAAGCUGGAACUGCCGAUAACUCUCCCGCAGAAGAUAGAAGCAGGGAUCGCCGGAGAGUGGUCAGACUCGCCUGGGAGAAGCUUGUCCGUUGGUCCCGCUCUUGGCGUUCCAAGCCCACCCCCGACGUUCUUCACCGCAUUAACAAGGUUGUGGUGCUUGGAGGUGGAUCUUUUGGUACGGCAAUGGCUGCCCAUGUUGCAGAAAGAAAGGCUCAAUUGGAGGUUAAGAUGCUUGUACGCGAUCCUCAAGUUUGUCAAUCUAUCAAUGAGAACCAUUGUAAUAGGAAGUACUUUCCAGAACACAAGCUACCAGAAAAUGUAAUUGCAACAACUGAUGCCAAAGCUGCCUUGCUUGGUGCAGACUAUUGCUUGCAUGCUGUACCUGUACAGUUCAGCUCAUCUUUUCUUGUGGGCAUUGCGGAUUAUGUUGACCCAGGCUUGCCAUUCAUUUCUCUUAGUAAAGGUUUGGAGCUGAAUACUUUGAGGAUGAUGUCUCAAAUUAUUCCACAAUCAUUGAGGAAUCCUUGCCAACCUUUCGUUGCAUUAUCAGGCCCUUCAUUUGCGUUGGAGUUGAUGAAUAAAUUACCAACAGCAAUGGUGGUGGCAUCAAAAGACAAAAAACAGGCUAAAGCAGUUCAACAUCUACUAGCUUCCAGUCAUAUGAGAAUUAGUACAUCAAGUGAUGUUACAGGGGUGGAAAUUGCAGGUGCACUCAAGAAUGUACUUGCAAUAGCAGCAGGGAUAGUGGAUGGGAUGAAUCUUGGAAAUAAUUCUAUGGCGGCUCUUGUUGCACAGGGUUGUUCCGAGAUACGAUGGUUAGCAACAAAGAUGGGUGCGAAGUCAACAACGAUCACUGGUUUGUCAGGAACUGGAGACAUUAUGCUUACAUGUUUUGUGAAUCUUUCGAGAAACAGAAUGGUUGGAGUUCGUCUUGGAUCAGGGGAGACGCUUGAUGAUAUACUAAGGUCCAUGAACCAGGUGGCCGAAGGUGUAUCAACGGCUGGAGCUGUGAUUGCAUUGGCCCAGAAAUAUAAUGUUAAGAUGCCAGUUUUGACGGCAGUUGCUCGAAUUAUUGACAAUGAACUUACACCAAAGAAAGCUGUUCUUGAGUUGAUGAAUCUCCCUCAGGUGGAAGAGGUAUGAAGGGAACCCAUGGACUUUGGGAAUUGGGAAUUCAGGGUGAAAGAACUACAUGGAAUUAUCGAAUUGUUGUCUAGCUGCUGCAUGCAAGGAGUAAUUAAUUUUAGCUGGCGUCUACAGGAUUUAUGGGGGUGGUUCCCCGGUUCCCCCCCCCCCCUGUAUUUUAUUAUUGCUACUGCAGACUCCCUUCUGAAAAAUGGAAGGGAGAACAAUUUUGCAUAUUUGAGAUUGCAUCAGCGCGUUGUAGAUUUGGGAAAAAAAGAAAAAGGAAAAAAGGGAAAAUGAAAGAGCUGAUGAAGGGCGAGGAGGCAAUGACCGAGUAUGAGGUCAUCCCAAGUGCAAAUGGCCACGCAUAUGCAUUCUUAUAUUGACAAUACCUCACUUGAGAACUGGCAGAAUAUAACAAACCUAUCAAGUGGGUUGAACUAUUUUGUGCC
Malania oleifera is the source of this 1966-nucleotide messenger RNA. Its product is annotated as glycerol-3-phosphate dehydrogenase [NAD(+)] 2, chloroplastic. NCBI's taxonomy places the organism in Eukaryota, Viridiplantae, Streptophyta, Magnoliopsida, Santalales, Ximeniaceae. Gene Ontology annotation, molecular function: NAD binding; glycerol-3-phosphate dehydrogenase [NAD(P)+] activity. Gene Ontology annotation, cellular component: cytosol; glycerol-3-phosphate dehydrogenase (FAD) complex. The record is from RefSeq and is a predicted model, not a curated record. The coding region runs from base 201 to 1532 and encodes 443 amino acids. The transcript has 9 exons. Gene Ontology annotation, biological process: carbohydrate metabolic process; glycerol-3-phosphate catabolic process.